This is a messenger RNA of Schizosaccharomyces japonicus yFS275, 741 nucleotides long. RefSeq names its product elongator complex subunit Elp6. Bases 1 to 741 code for a protein of 246 amino acids. Lineage: Eukaryota; Fungi; Ascomycota; Schizosaccharomycetes; Schizosaccharomycetales; Schizosaccharomycetaceae. The record is from RefSeq and is a predicted model, not a curated record. Gene Ontology annotation, cellular component: elongator holoenzyme complex. Gene Ontology annotation, biological process: tRNA wobble uridine modification. The transcript is spliced from 2 exons.
AUGUCCAACUUAACACAUUUUUUACCUCAAAUUCCGGAGCCUGAUACUCUUACAUUACUGACGGGGACGAGGGAGACAACGUGUACAUUUCUCCUUCAUCAUUUCUUAGCCAAUGCCAUCAACGAAGGUCUUGAGGUUUUUUUCGUUUUAUUUUCGCGAACAUUGGACGAGCAUGUAAUUGCCAUGCGAAAAUGGGGUAUUAAUAUCACUAAGCAAGAUAACUUUCAUUAUGUUGAUGGAUUCAGUACUCUAUUCGCGCCGAACGCGCGCAAUUUCAAAUUGCACGCGACGAAUGGAAAAAACACUAUUCGCACCGUAUUCCAGCCGCUUGUCGACAAAUUACAACUUGCAAAAUCCGAAGGUUUGAGAGUAAUCACCAUUCUCGAAGAUGUCGACGUUUUGCUCGGAGCAAAAGCGCUGGAUACCUCUCAAUUGAGCAGUGCUGUUUUUGAACUCUCUAAGCUGAGUAGCAGAUUCGUACUGAACAUUACUGUUAGUACGAGUCUGCCUCAACAAAUCUCGUUUGCUCACCAGAUAAACAAUUUGGCUACUCGUUGCAUCUCUUGUAGACCAUUACCAAGUGGAACAACAAGGCGUAUUACGGGCUUGCUUCGUCUGACACGCGGAUCCCUGUACGCAAAACAUGCCGUAGACACUGAAGAUGACAUCGAGGUUCUUUAUGAAGUGAUGGAGUCAGGUGCAAAAUUAGUCCCUAAGGGAGAGGUAUCACUACAAAUUUAA